AUGGAUAACGAGUUAGACGAAGAGACACUACAAGAACUGUACGCUUGGAUUGAUAAAAUACCUCUCUCCAGAUCAAAAAGGAAUAUCACUAGAGACUUCAGCGACGGAGUGAUGGCUGCGGAGGUUGUGAAGCACUUUUUCCCUAAACUGGUGGAGCUACACAACUACACACCAGCCAACUCCGCUCAACAGAAGCUGUGUAACUGGAGCACACUCAACAGGCAAGGCCGCCUAUUAGUCCUCGGCACAGACAGUAAUAAAAACAACGCGUCGCUUAUCUUGCCCCGCUACCCCACGCCUGAGUCCCUGGGGACCGGGCGGGAAUGUGACACAUGGUCCUCUCAACUUGUUACAAUAACACAGGAACGUGAGAACGCGGAGACAGACGGGCUCAGUCUGAAGCCUGUGAUUUAG
Clupea harengus (Atlantic herring) is the source of this 414-nucleotide messenger RNA. It is a transcript of the gene spef1, whose product is annotated as sperm flagellar protein 1-like. Gene Ontology annotation, cellular component: axoneme. Lineage: Eukaryota; Metazoa; Chordata; Actinopteri; Clupeiformes; Clupeidae. The transcript has 2 exons. Gene Ontology annotation, molecular function: microtubule binding. The record is from RefSeq and is a predicted model, not a curated record. Gene Ontology annotation, biological process: regulation of cytoskeleton organization. Bases 1 to 414 code for a protein of 137 amino acids.